Molecule: messenger RNA, 763 nt
Organism: Guillardia theta CCMP2712
Lineage: Eukaryota; Cryptophyceae; Pyrenomonadales; Geminigeraceae
Exons: 11
Coding region: 10-735 (241 amino acids)
Biological process (GO): triglyceride biosynthetic process
Cellular component (GO): endoplasmic reticulum membrane
Molecular function (GO): diacylglycerol O-acyltransferase activity
Source: RefSeq, a predicted model, not a curated record
GCCAAGUUGAUGAUCCGUUUGAGUAGGUAUCGCUACUUCUCCUACCGAAUCGUGUGGACCAAUGACGCUAUGGAGCUUGCGCGCUCCUGUCCUGCAUGGGUUGGAGCGGCAGGUCCACAUGGGGUGAUGCCUUUUGCGAACGUGCUGUCGAUACCCGCGAUCAAUUCGUUCGUCGGCAGAAAGUUCAAGGGGGCGACUGCGAGUGUUCUUAAGCGAGUGCCGUUCCUAAGGCUUCUUUACUUGUUUGGUUGUGUUGAUGUAUCGAGCAAGACUCUUACAAAGACACUAAAAGAGGGAUAUUGUGUGGGUCUAGUUUCAGAUGGGAUCGCGGGCAUUUUCAAGUGCAGCAAGAAUGAGGAGACUUUGUAUCUAGCCAACAGAAAGUCACUAGCGAAGUUUUGCCUUAAGAAUGGAUGCCCCUUGAUUCCUGCAUUCUCCGUGGGAAACUCGGAGGCGUUCAGUCUGUGGUUUGACAGCUUCGGGAUCCUGGAAUGGUUGUCGCGCAAGGCACAAACAGCUGUGUUUGUCUUCUGGGGCCGCUUCUUCCUCCCCAUCCCGCGGAGAGUGAACAUUACUCUUCUCUUCGGCUCGCCCAUCAUGGUCGAGAGGAAGGAGCAUCCAACCCAGGAGGACAUUGAUGAGCUUCACAACCGGCUCUUGGCUGCCACCAAGACCAUGUACGAUGCGCACAAGCACAAGGUUGGCAAGGGUCACAAGGAGCUAAAGAUAAUUUGAUUGCCUUCCGAGUAAAUUUUGUUGAUGU